Neohortaea acidophila is the source of this 1074-nucleotide messenger RNA. Its product is annotated as lipopolysaccharide-modifying protein. NCBI's taxonomy places the organism in Eukaryota, Fungi, Ascomycota, Dothideomycetes, Mycosphaerellales, Teratosphaeriaceae. The coding region runs from base 1 to 1074 and encodes 357 amino acids. The record is from RefSeq and is a predicted model, not a curated record. The transcript has 2 exons.
AUGCUCGACACGCAGCGAUGCUACGACCUCUUUCCAGGAUUGUUCCAAGGGACUGAACAUGCCCCAUGGAGCCGUAAGGGUGCACACAUUACACCGAAAGCGCUUGCAGAUCUAGCUUCGAUGGAGGGUAGCUACCAUGGCAUUGUUUACGAGGGCGAAGUCUACAUUCUGGACGCCAAACCCGGUAACACUCUCUCCAGGGGCACGGCUACUUUGCUGGACAUGUAUCGGGCCAUCAUCACCGCGCCUGAGCCAGUGCCGAAUGUCGAGUUCGUCUUCUUCGACCUCGAUCUCCCUCCAAAUGUGCCGGCAUGGGGUUAUGCAGCGCGACAGAACGAAGAGGCCGACCUAUGGUUGAUCCCAGAUUUUGGCCACUGGACAUGGAGUCAGCCUAAAGUCGGCAGUUACAACCAGGUGCGACGCCUGGCCGCUGCCAUUGACCGCAAGGACGGACCAAAUCACGUUGCCUGGGAAGACAAGAAUCCGACCUUACUAUGGCGAGGUAGACUCUCCGGAUGGUGGCGUGAUGACAUGUAUGAUGCCAGCAAAGGUCACGGCUGGUCGGAUGUACAGGGUAUGGAUUGGGGUAGUCGUACGGACGUCGAGGCAAAGCACCUUUCCAUGCCAGACCAUUGCACGCACAAAUAUCUCGCCCACGUCGAAGGCGUGAGCUACUCUGGUCGGUUGAAGUAUCUUCAAAACUGCGAGAGUGUUAUCGUUAUGCCUGAGCUUGAUUGGCAGCAGCAUUGGUACGGGCUGUUGCAGGCAGAUGGGCCGAAUCAAAAUUAUGUUCGGGUACGGCGGGAUUGGAAAGACCUACCAGAGAAGAUGGACGAGCUGCUAGCGGACGACGAGUUUGCACAUCGCAUCGCAAAGAAUUCAGCGCGCACCUUCCGAGAUCGAUACCUUACGCCGGCAGCCGAAGCGUGCUACUGGCGCGCGCUGCUUGCGCGAUGGCGAGAAGCCAGCUUCGAGCCGGAGCUGUAUGAAGUCAAAAACGGGGUCAGCCAGAUUCGUGGCGUCUCACUGGAAUCCUUUCUCUGGCAACGGCGGCUUGAGUGGGAUCCUUCAUGA